Molecule: messenger RNA, 3319 nt
Organism: Sorghum bicolor (sorghum)
Lineage: Eukaryota; Viridiplantae; Streptophyta; Magnoliopsida; Poales; Poaceae
Product: G-type lectin S-receptor-like serine/threonine-protein kinase B120
Exons: 5
Coding region: 253-2892 (879 amino acids)
Biological process (GO): recognition of pollen; protein phosphorylation
Molecular function (GO): ATP binding; protein serine/threonine kinase activity
Source: RefSeq, a predicted model, not a curated record
CAGCUGCUUAACUAGCAUAAACUGUUCAAAUCAAAACCAAGCACUACUAAUCAAUUAACCGUUUCGUCCACGCGCGGCUCCCGCGCGCGCCCACCUUCAUGAUAUACACGGCGGCGGCGGCAGCGGCAGCUAGACAUCCAUCAUCUCCCGCCAUCCUCCAUCUCUUCUCACCUCUCUCUCCCUCAUUUACCACGAGCUAGCCACCUAGCUAGCGUAGCUUAGCUAUAUCCGGCCGCCGACAUUACAUUGACGAUGGCCCACGCCGCCGUGGCAGCGCUCGCCCUGCUCGUCUUCUUCAGCGCGCAAGCGCGGCGGGACGGCGCCGGCGUAUACGUCGUGGACGCGGCGGCGGCGCUGUCGCAGGGGCACUCGCUGGGCGCCGGCGACAAGCUGGUGUCGUCAGACGGCACCUUCGAGCUAGCCUUCUUCACGCCGACCGGGGCCGCCGACCCGUCGCGGCGGUACCUGGGCGUCAUGUACGCGCAGUCCAACGAGCAGACCGUGCCCUGGGUGGCCAACCGCGACGCGCCCGUGAGCGCCGGCUCGUCGUACUCGGCCACCGUCACGGACGCCGGCGAGCUGCAGGUGCUUGAGGGCGAACGCGUGGUCUGGCGCACCAACUCCGCGACGACGGCCUCCUCCUCCUCCUCCUCGCCGGCGAACGUGACGCUCACCCUCCUCGACACCGGGAACCUCCAGCUGACCGCGGGCGCAACGGUGCUCUGGCAGAGCUUCGACCACCCCGCGGACACCUUCCUCCCCGGGAUGAGCAUCACGCUCGACCGGACCAACAGGUCCGCCGUCCGCCGGACGCUGUUCACGUCGUGGCGGAGCCCCGGGGAUCCCGGCACCGGGGACUUCACGCUGGGGCAGGACCCGCUCGGCUCCGCGCAGCUCUACAUCUGGCGGACCGGCGGCGAGAACACCAACAGCACCUACUGGCGGUCCGGGCAGUGGGCCAACACCAACUUCGUGGGCGUGCCAUGGCGGUCGCUCUACGUGUACGGCUUCAAGCUCAACGGCGACCCGUACAACGACUCCGGUGUCAUGUCCUACGUCUUCAACACGUACAACAGCUCCGAGUACCGGUUCAUGCUCCACUCCAACGGCACCGAGACGUGCUACAUGCUGCUCGACACCGGCGACUGGGAGACCGUCUGGUCGCAGCCGACCAUCCCGUGCCAGGCCUACAACAUGUGCGGCGCCAACGCCCGGUGCGCCGGCGGCGGCGGCGGCGACGACGGCCAGCAGGCCGUCUGCACCUGCUUGACAGGCUUCGAGCCGAGGAAUGUGUCGGAGUACGGCAACGGGAACUGGACGCAGGGAUGCGUCAGGAGCUCCCCGCUGGCCUGCAGCAGCGACGCGAACGUGAGUGGCGGCGGCGGCGGCGAUGGCUUCGCCGACCUCCCCGGCGUGAAGCUGCCCAACUUCGCGGCGUGGGGAUCCACGGUGGGCGACGCGGACGCGUGCAAGCAGUCGUGCCUGGCCAACUGCUCGUGCGGCGCGUACAGCUACAGCGGUGGCACCGGCUGCCUCACCUGGGGACAGGACCUGCUGGACAUCUACCAGUUCCCGGAUGGAGAAGGAUACGAUCUGCAGAUCAAGGUCCCUGCAUACUUACUAGAUCAGACGGGCUCCAGAAGAAGGCGAUGGACGACAGUUGCCGUUGCUGUAGUUAUCGUCGUGGUUGUAUUGGCAGGAUGCGGCCUUCUCCUGUGGAAAUGCAGGAGAAGAAUCAAAGAGAAACUUGGCAUUGUUGGUAGGGAGAAGACAAAGACGACAACGCAGCCGUCUCUGCUUCCUUUGAGGGAAGCACGGCAGGAUUUCUCAGGGCCGAAACAGGUUGAUCAAGAGGAAGCAGAGGGCGGCAAGAAGUGCGAGCUGCCUCUCUUCUCCUUGGAGAUGGUUGCAGCGGCCACCGGCGACUUCAGCGCCGACAACAAGCUUGGAGAGGGAGGCUUUGGCCAUGUCUACAAGGGAAGACUUCCCGGUGGCGAAGAGGUUGCGGUGAAGAGGCUGUCCCGGGGCUCAGGGCAGGGGCUGGAGGAGUUCAAGAACGAGGUGAUCCUGAUCGCCAAGCUGCAGCACCGCAACCUUGUGAAGUUGCUAGGUUGCUGCAUCCAGGGGGAGGAGAAGAUCCUGGUCUACGAGUACAUGCCCAACAAGAGCCUCGACGCCUUCCUCUUCGAUCCGGCGCGGCGAGGGCUGCUGGACUGGAAGACGAGGUUCCACAUCAUCGAGGGCAUCGCCCGUGGCCUCCUGUACCUCCACCGUGACUCGCGGCUCCGGGUGGUGCACCGGGACCUCAAGGCCAGCAACAUCCUGCUGGACCGCGACAUGAACCCCAAGAUCUCCGACUUCGGCAUGGCGCGGAUCUUCGGCGGCGACCAGAACCAGGUGAACACGAACCGCGUGGUGGGCACGCUGGGCUACAUGUCGCCCGAGUACGCCAUGGAGGGCCUCUUCUCCGUGCGCUCCGACGUCUACAGCUUCGGCAUCCUCAUCCUGGAGAUCGUCUCCGGGCAGAAGAACAGCAGCUUCCACCGCAUGGAGGGCUCCCUCAACAUCGUCGGCCACGCGUGGCAGCUCUGGAACGCCGACAGAGGGGAGCAGCUCAUCGACCCGGCCAUCCUGCCGGCGUGCCCCGUGCGGGAGGCGCUCCGCUGCGUGCACAUGGCGCUGCUGUGCGUGCAGGACCACGCGUGCGACCGCCCGGACAUCUCCUACGUCGUCAUGGCGCUCGGCAGCGACAGCUCCGUGCUGCCGAUGCCUAAGCCGCCGACGUUCACGCUGCAGUGCACGUCGUCGGACAGGGACGGGAUCUUCCCGGAGAGAGUCGAUGAGUCCUACUCCGCCUGUGACCUCACCGUCACAAUGCUGCAUGGGAGGUAGCUAGGCUUGACAGGAAUAGGAUGCAGCGAUAGGGAAAUAUUGCAUUGGACGAAGCUGUACAUAUCCAUUACCAUACCACGUCGCCAGGUGCUUAGUGCUUUACUGAGAGUCUUCCUUUGCUCAGAGCCUCCAACAGAGUACAUGGCAGAUGGCCCUGUGUCGACUCUGAGGCAAAACGCAAAAAAUGGUGUCCUACUCCGCAGAAAAAGGAAAACGGAAAAGCGGGCUUUGCAGUGCCUGGGGCCUUGGGCUUCCAUGUGGACCUUUCCGGUGUCCUAAGCCCAACAAGACUCGUUCUGACUCUUAUGGGCUGCGGCCCAAUCUGUAUUACACACGACAUUACUGGAUAAAGAUUAUUAUUGUUCUUAUUACAUCCCAUUGGGUUGUACUUGUACGUUGAGACAACCCAUGACUUUUCUUUUUUUAA